AUGAGUGAGGAAGUUGAGCUUGCCAACGAGGCUGCGCUACAGUUUGGGGUUAAGAAGGGCAUGGAAUCAUCUUUCUGCAGCUUGAGAUUAAUCGGCAAAGGUACUAAAUUAGCGCUUCGAGUUGCUCCAGAUAUUUUUUAUAUGGAGAAAUCUGCUACUAAUAAUAGUGGAGGAGAAAAUUUGAAGAGACAAUAUGAGAAUAAGCAUACUGAUGAGACUAAAUUAGCGCUUCGAGUUGCUCCAGAUAUUUUUUAUAUGGAGAAAUCUGCUACUAAUAAUAGUGGAGGAGAAAAUUUGAAGAGACAAUAUGAGAAUAAGCAUACUGAUGAGACUAAAUUAGCGCUUCGAGUUAAAUGUUUAGCUCAUAACCUAUUAAAAAGAUAUGAGAAUAAGCAUACUGAUGAGACUAAAUUAGCGCUUCGAGUUGCUCCAGAUAUUUUUUAUAUGGAGAAAUCUGCUACUAAUAAUAGUGGAGGAGAAAAUUUGAAGAGACAAUAUGAGAAUAAGCAUACUGAUGAGGUUGUACUUCUGAAAGAGGAGAUAGCACGACAAAGAGUCGAGAAUCAAAAUUUGAAGAAUUUAGUUAAUCAGUUAGCCAACACAUGCGAAACCUCUGAAAGGGCGGAAAUUAAUAGAUUUCAACUCGAUCAAAAUAAAUCCGAAAAAGUCAACGAGGAAGAGGGAUUUAAAGACGUUUCAGACGACUCUGCUAAUGAAGAAAGACUAAAUCAGCAAAAGAGACCAUUAUUGGCUCCAAGAGAUAAUGAGGACACAAAUAAAAUCUCCAUUAAAGAGGAUCACGGAACAACUGGUAUGCAAACAGUCAUAAAUGCUGAAGAGCCUCAUCAAAAAAUCAAGAAAAAAGCUCGAGUGUGCUUUCGGGUUUCCUCAAAAGAAAAUAUGAUAACUGAUGGAUGCCAUUGGAGGAAAUAUGGUCAAAAAAUGGCAAAAGGAAAUCCAUAUCCACGAGCAUACUAUCGUUGUACCAUGGGAACUUCUUGCCCCGUUCAUAAACAGGUACAAAGAUGUCCAGAAGACAAAAGCAUUCUCAUGACAACGUACGAGGGACAACACAACCAUCCGUUACCUACUGUUGCUCAACCCAUGGCUAAUACAAUAUCAUCUGCAAUCUCAAUGCUAUUAACUGGCGAAAACACGUCAAGUUUAUUCGAUCAAUUUCUUACCCCAACCAUAUUGUCACCCAAUGAUGCUCUUCCUGGCCUACCAGGCGUAGCCACAAUCUCAGCAUCGACUCCAUAUCCUACUAUUAUAUUAGACUUCACUAAACAAGUAAACUCGCAAUCGACAACACAAGAUCGUAUGGGGUUGAUGAAAUUUAUGCAACAACUCUUAGGCCAAAGUCCCCAAGGUAAUACUAAUUUGCCUACUGUUGACCUAAUAAGUGUUAUUAAGUUGGCUUUGGAAUCAGAUCCCAAUUUAAUCUCCGUAUUAGCAUCAAGCAUUGCCUCGACAAUUAAGGCACAUUUUGAAGGUAAAAAAGAAGAUAGUAUGGGGGAUAUUAGUGAGAAUGCUAUGGGUGAGAAUUAG
This is a messenger RNA of Amaranthus tricolor (Joseph's coat), 1548 nucleotides long. Its product is annotated as WRKY transcription factor 42-like. Lineage: Eukaryota; Viridiplantae; Streptophyta; Magnoliopsida; Caryophyllales; Amaranthaceae. The transcript has 10 exons. Gene Ontology annotation, biological process: regulation of DNA-templated transcription. Gene Ontology annotation, molecular function: sequence-specific DNA binding; DNA-binding transcription factor activity. Bases 1 to 1548 code for a protein of 515 amino acids. The record is from RefSeq and is a predicted model, not a curated record.